This is a messenger RNA of Phytophthora nicotianae INRA-310, 1666 nucleotides long. RefSeq lists its product as hypothetical. Gene Ontology annotation, biological process: cytoplasmic translation. Gene Ontology annotation, cellular component: cytoplasm. Gene Ontology annotation, molecular function: GTPase activity; GTP binding. Bases 281 to 1288 code for a protein of 335 amino acids. The record is from RefSeq and is a predicted model, not a curated record. The transcript is spliced from 8 exons. NCBI's taxonomy places the organism in Eukaryota, Oomycota, Peronosporomycetes, Peronosporales, Peronosporaceae.
CCUGGUCACUACCAAAUUAUAAUACCCUACUUUGUCGUUUCGGAAGACUGGCGGGGCGAGUCAUUCACUCAAGGAGGACGCGGCUUCAGGGCUGCAGCGGAUCUCCAGGCAACCAUGGGGAUCGUCGAUCGCAUCAAGGAGAUCGGUGCGUGGCCACUGCAGUCUGUGUGUCGAGUGUCCUGCGUCUUCUAGUACUGCUCGUUUAAACGUGCAGCGUGACAGCGUGUUGCGCCGUAUCUAACUAACACCGGGCUUGUUUGGUGCUUGAACAGAGGAUGAGAUGAAGCGGACGCAGAUCAACAAAGCCACAGAGGGCCAUCUUGGUCGUCUCAAGGCCAAGCUUGCGAAGCUGCGCACGGAGCUUCUCGAGGAAGGGAAGUCGAGCGGCGGUGGCGGCGAAGGCUUUGAUGUCGCCAAGAGUGGCGAUGGACGCGUCGCGUUGAUCGGGUUCCCUAGUGUUGGAAAGUCAACCAUGCUGAGUCAGCUAACGGAGACGCAGUCGGAGACGAACGCUGUGGAGUUUACCACGCUCACUUGCAUUCCCGGCAACUUGUUGUACAACGACGUCCGCAUUCAGUUGCUGGAUCUUCCGGGUAUUAUUGAAGGUGCCGCACACGGUCGGGGACGUGGUCGAGAGGUCAUUGCUGUGGCCAAGUCAGCCGAUAUGAUUCUGAUGGUGUUGGAUGCUGGUCGGGAGGCUGGCAACCGUCACCGUGAGAUUUUAGAGAAUGAACUGGAGACUGUUGGUCUGCGUCUUAACCGUCAACCGCCUGAUAUCUACUUUCGGAAGAAGAACGGCGGUGGCAUCACGUUCAACAGCACCAUUCGUCUGACGAAGCUUGGUGAUGAUCCGUAUCAGACGGUGUAUAAGAUCUUGCACGAGUACAAGAUCCACAAUUGUGAGGUGCUGUUCCGUGAGGACUGCACGACGGACGACCUGAUUGAUGUGAUCGAAGGCAACCGAAAGUAUGUGAAGUGCUUGUACGUGUACAACAAGAUUGACGUGGUGUCGAUCGAAGAUGUGGACCGACUGGCGCGUAUGCCGAACUCGACUGUGAUUGCCUGCGCCCAUGGUGAUCGCCCUGCCCUGAACUUCGACACGCUCCUUGCCAAGAUGUGGGACUACAUGGGACUGACGCGCGUGUACACCAAGCGUCGUGGAGAGGCCCCUCAAUUCGAGGAGCCGGUUGUUCUGGGCUCGGAGCGAAAAGGUGUCAGCGUCCAGUCUGCCUGUUUGUCGGUACGUUCCUGCUUCGCUGUAGCAUUAACACUGGGGAUCCUGGCAUGAGCCGCUCCUCACAACUACGAACUUGUUGUAGAUUUCAAAAGACAUGCUGGACAACUUCAACUACGCACUGGUGUGGGGCACGAGCACGAAGUACAACCCGCAACGUGUUGGCAAGGAGCACUUGCUACACGAUGAAGAUGUAUUGCAGGUCAUCGUUAAGACAGCUAACCAGCAGAAGCGUGACAAGAACUACAACCAGAAGGUGCAGGCGUACUUUGACAAGUACAAGAAGAAGAAGAAAGCGCUCAAGACUUAAGGUUGGACGCAAGCUUGUGAUUUGAAUGGAUUUGAAUGCAGCAGUGCAUUUGGCACCACAAGAAAAGCAGUGGAACAAAUAGAUGUCGCUCGUUACAGCUACAAACUAUUCGUUGUUUUCCC